AUGGCGACACCUCCCUCCACCUGGCGCUCCCCCAGGCAGUCGAACGGCACCGUUCGGCGGCACGUUUGCUUUCGGAGGUUGAAGGGCAUUUCAGCCACGUCGUUGUCGCGUCAGCCACUGCCGUGCAACAGCGGCGUGCAGUCCCCCUCCUCGCGGUCGCGGAGGCCCCGCGAAGCCUCGCCACACCCCGCUCCACCUGCCUGCACCAUUCGUCGACCCUCUCCUUCACGCGCAGGCCCACCACGAUGA
Molecule: messenger RNA, 249 nt
Organism: Sparassis crispa
Lineage: Eukaryota; Fungi; Basidiomycota; Agaricomycetes; Polyporales; Sparassidaceae
Exons: 2
Coding region: 1-249 (82 amino acids)
Source: RefSeq, a predicted model, not a curated record